AUGGAUGCAGAGACAGGGAGCAGCGUGGAGAGUGGGAAGACGGCCAACAGAGGCACUCGAAUCGCCCUGGCCGUGUUCGUUGGUGGCACCCUGGUGCUGGGCACGGUCCUCUUUCUAGUGAGUCAAGGUUUCUUAAGCCUCCAAGCUAAGCCGGAGUACUGCCUGAAGCCAGAAUGCAUCGAAGCUGCUGCUUCCAUCUUGAGUAAAGUAAAUCUGUCUGUGGACCCUUGUGAUAAUUUCUUCCGGUUUGCUUGUGAUGGCUGGAUAAACAGUAAUCCAAUUCCUGAAGAUAUGCCAAGCUAUGGGAUUUAUCCUUGGCUGAGACGUAAUGUCGACCUCAAGUUGAAGGCACUUUUGGAGAAAUCAAUCAGUAGAAGGCGGGACACCGAAGCCAUACAGAAAGCCAAAAUCCUUUAUUCAUCUUGCAUGAAUGAGAAAGCAAUCGAAAAAGCGGAUGCCAAGCCAUUGUUACAUAUCCUGCGGCACUCACCUUUCCGCUGGCCUGUGCUCGAAUCUAAUAUCGGUCCUGAAGGGGUUUGGUCAGAGAGAAAGUUCAGCCUUCUUCAGACACUUGCGACGUUUCGUGGCCAGUACAGCAAUUCUGUGUUCAUUCGUUUGUAUGUGUCCUCUGAUGACAAGGUGUCCAACGAACACGUCUUGAAGCUGGACCAAGCAGCGCUCUCCCUAGCCGUGAGGGAAGACUACCUUGAUAAUAGCACAGAAGCCAAGUCUUAUCGGGAUGCCCUUUACAAGUUCAUGGUGGAUACUGCCGUGCUUUUGGGAGCUAAUAGCUCCCGAGCAGAGCAUGAUAUGAAGUCGGUGCUUAGGUUGGAAAUUAAGAUAGCUGAGAUAAUGAUUCCACAUGAAAACCGAACCAGUGAGGCCAUGUACAACAAAAUGAACAUUUCCCAACUGAGUGCUAUGAUUCCCCAGUUUGACUGGCUGGACUUCAUCAAGAAGGUCAUCGAUGUCAGACUCUACCCCGAACUGAAAGACAUUGGCCCCUCAGAGAAUGUGGUGGUCCGUGUCCCUCAGUACUUCAAGGAUUUGUUUAGGAUAUUAGGCUCUGAGAGGAAGAAGACAGUUGCCAACUAUUUGGUGUGGAGGAUGGUUUAUUCCAGAAUUCCAAACCUAAGCAGGCGCUUUCAGUAUAGGUGGCUGGAAUUCUCACGGGUAAUCCAGGGUACCACAACUUUGUUGCCUCAGUGGGACAAAUGUGUCAACUUUAUUGAAAGUACCCUCCCUUAUGUUGUUGGAAAAAUGUUUGUGGAUGUACACUUCCAGGAAGACAAGAAGGAGGUGAUGGAGGAAUUGAUUGAGGGUGUUCGAUGGGCCUUUAUUGACAUGCUGGAGAAAGAAAAUGAGUGGAUGGAUGCAGGGACAAAAAGGAAAGCCAAAGAAAAGGCAAGAGCUGUUUUGGCAAAAGUUGGCUAUCCUGAAUUUAUAAUGAAUGAUACUCAUGUUAAUGAAGACCUCAAGGCAAUCAAGUUUUCAGAAUCUGACUACUUCGGCAACGUCCUGCAAACCCGCAAGUAUUUAGCACAGACUGAUUUCUUCUGGCUGAGAAAAGCUGUUCCAAAAACAGAGUGGUUUACGAAUCCAACGACUGUCAAUGCCUUCUACAGUGCAUCCACCAACCAGAUCCGAUUUCCAGCAGGAGAGCUCCAGAAGCCUUUCUUUUGGGGAACAGAAUAUCCUCGAUCUCUGAGUUAUGGCGCUAUAGGAGUAAUUGUUGGACAUGAAUUUACACAUGGAUUUGAUAAUAAUGGUAGAAAAUAUGAUAAAAAUGGAAACCUGGAUCCUUGGUGGUCUGUUGACUCAGAAGAAAAGUUUAAGGAAAAAACAAAGUGCAUGAUUAGCCAGUAUAGCAACUAUUAUUGGAAGAAAGCUGGCUUAAAUGUGAAGGGGAAGAGGACCCUGGGAGAAAAUAUUGCUGAUAAUGGAGGUCUGCGACAAGCUUUUAGGGCUUACAGGAAAUGGAUAAAUGACCAAAGGCAGGGGGUUGAGGAGCCUCUCCUACCCGGCAUUGAAUUCACGAACAACCAGCUUUUCUUCCUGAGUUAUGCUCAAGUGAGGUGCAAUUCCUACAGACCAGAAGCUGCCCGAGAACAAAUCCAAGUUGGUGCUCACAGCCCCCCUCAGUUUAGGGUCAAUGGUGCAGUUAGCAACUUUGAAGAAUUCCAGAAGGCUUUUAACUGUCCAUCCAAUUCCACGAUGAACAGAGGCACGGACUCCUGCCGACUCUGGUAGCUGGACUGUUGGUUUAUGCCAUCCUGAGAGAGUUGUGCCGUGCUCAUCACCUACUGCUUUAGGCCUGUGUUCCCCUGAGGAUGUUUACUUUUGACGCAUCUUCAUUACUUGGGUAUUGCUUAGAUCUAAACAGUAUCUAUUCAGAGUUGUAAGGCUUAAAAAAAUGGAAUAUAAAAAAUCGAAUCAAGUAUGUUUCUUUAGAAAACCAAACCAACAAAAAUAAGUCCCUAGGCUGCUUUUGUUAAAAUGCUGUCUGCUGAAUUGUUGCUGUUGUCCAUUUUAGUGUGUAAGCCACAGCUAAGUGGUCCGUAUCAUUUUAAUCUACAGCUUUGCAGGGGCCCUAAGUAGAACGUAUCCAGAAGAAAAUUCAGCCUAUUACACUUGCAACCCUCAGUGAUGUGGACAUGUGCGAGGAUACCCGGGAGGUCUUUCUGCACUGUGGAGCGCACUGUGAGAUUUCACACAUCGUCAUUACGUAGCAUUGAUUAACUCUAAGGUAGUUAGAUUAGAAAUAUGUUGAAUCCUCAUUUUACAAUAUUUGAUGAAGUUCUUGCCUUCAGCUUUGGAGUCUCUUGGCAUGGAAACAUGCCUCACGGCUUGUAUCUGGUGUAGCUUAUUGCCCUGUUCAAGUCAGCAUGAGCAAAGCUGGCAGAAAGGCUGCUUGGUAAAGGUUUGAGUUCAUCAAAUAGAAAGACAAGGUUGUAUCUGUAAGUCCCAGAAGAAGCCAAAACGCCUAGUCACGCAACAGCGGGGACACUAAGAAAUGACAUCUCCAAAAUUUGAUCUAGUCUGCCCACACCUUGGCGAUUAUGUCGUCUGCUGGAUACUUCUCUUCAGUCCAAUUCCUGGUGGUCUUGUUAUCUUCAUAUAUGUGCAUUCUCCUGUUUCUGAAAUGAGUAGGCAUCGAGAAAAUGAUUUUCUAAUUCCCCAUUAGGAAUGUAUGGCUUUCCUUCCCCUUUAGUGCAAAGGGACAAACCCCACAUUGAGGAGGGCGCGAAGUGGCUCAGUUCAAGUUACCUCUCUUUUAAAAAACCUUUUUGAAAAAUUUCUUGAUUAAAGACAUUUUAGAAUCUGUUGAUUGAAUUGAAAACUCCCUUCAUAGUCCAA
Messenger RNA from Balaenoptera ricei (Rice's whale), 3357 nucleotides. RefSeq names its product phosphate regulating endopeptidase X-linked (gene PHEX). The coding region runs from base 1 to 2250 and encodes 749 amino acids. Gene Ontology annotation, biological process: protein processing. Gene Ontology annotation, cellular component: plasma membrane. Lineage: Eukaryota; Metazoa; Chordata; Mammalia; Artiodactyla; Balaenopteridae. The transcript has 22 exons. The record is from RefSeq and is a predicted model, not a curated record. Gene Ontology annotation, molecular function: metalloendopeptidase activity.